UUUAAAUAAUUUUACAUUUACAAUAAAGACAAUGAAGUGUACAGUUUGUAUUUUAUUCAUAAUUAAUCUGGCGUUUGCAGUGCCGGUAGAAAAAUGGCAAGAAAGUGAAGACGGCAGCAAAUUCUAUAUUGAAGCUGAUACAAAAUACAAUUGGUUUGAGGCCUUGAGCGAGUGUGCCCGAAAAAAUAUGUCCUUGAUUGCCAUUGACACGUCUGCCAAACAUCAACAAAUCGACAAUUUAUUAAAGAGAUUUUAUAACUCGAGUCCUUCUUUCUGGAUUGGCGGUCAUGAUAAUGCCCUUCAUUUACGUUACGAAUGGAUCUCAACUGGUCAACCAUUAUCGUUCACAAAUUGGGGACCCGGACAACCGGCUGAUAAACUAAAAGAUGAACAUUGUUUGUUAAUAUGGUCCGAUUUUCAGUGGCAUGACAAUUCCUGUAACAAUAAACACGGCUUCAUUUGUGAAGAAAAUCAAUUGGUUAAGUACGUUUGUCACAGACCGUUGUUAGCAAAUGCUAUGCAAUAGACAAAAUUAAAAAUAUUUUCUAUUCUUUGAAUAAUAGUAAUGCUUAUUAAAAAAAGUCCUGAAAUUUGA
Molecule: messenger RNA, 595 nt
Organism: Calliphora vicina (urban bluebottle blowfly)
Lineage: Eukaryota; Metazoa; Arthropoda; Insecta; Diptera; Calliphoridae
Product: lectin subunit alpha-like
Exons: 3
Coding region: 32-526 (164 amino acids)
Molecular function (GO): signaling receptor activity
Source: RefSeq, a predicted model, not a curated record